UGCUGAUUCGCAAUCGCUAACAACAGAGCAAUUAGGCCCGAUGAGUGAGUUUCAGGGGGAAGAAGCAUCACAGACGCAGCCAAAUUCAGAUAAUGGACAAUAAAAGUAAAGCGAAUUAAAGAAAUAUAUGUAUAUAUAUAUUUCAAAGUUACGGUUACAGAAACUUUUUGUGUGUGGUUUUUGGAUUCUUCUCACUCAUUAUCCUUAAUUGCCUGCCUCUCUCUUGCUGUAUAUAUUGGGGGGAGGGAAUAAUAGAGUACCAUAUCUUGCGCCGCAUGUUGGUCUCUUUGGAUGUUAUUGUUAUUUUUGAUCAUCGGAACCAACGCCUGUGGGUUGUUUGAAAAUGUCCCAGAAGAGGCAACAAGAGGAUGGAAAGGCCAAAGCAGCAGAAGGGAAUAAUCCAGAGGACAAGCGGAGGAAAGUUUUUACUUUCGAAAGUGUGGUUCAGGAUGUUAUGAAGAUACGCUCUGUCCAGCGUUUACUGGAGCCAGCUUUUGAGCCCCUCAUUCGCAGGGUGGUAAAAGAGGAAGUUGAAUCGGCUCUAAAAAAAUAUUUGGUCGGCCUCAAAUGGACUAGCGGAAAAGAGAUGCAUACUCCUGAAUCAAGAAGCUUACAACUGAAGUUUGUAAAUAAUCUUUCUCUUCCUGUGUUCACCGGGGCUCGAAUUGAUGCAGAUGAUUCUAACGUAAAAGUAGCUCUUAUUGAUACUUUUACUGGGCAAAUUGUUACCUCUGGUCUCGAAUCCUCUGCCAGGGUGGAAAUUGUAGUUCUUGAGGGUGACUUUGAUGGUGAUGAGGCUGACAAUUGGACAGCUGAAGAAUUUAAGAAUAACAUUGUGAGAGAGAGAGAAGGAAAGAAACCUCUUCUUACAGGAGAUCAAUAUUUUACUCUCAAGGAGGGAAUUGGUUUGGUGGGUGAAAUUUCAUUUACAGAUAAUUCAAGCUGGACCAGGAGCCGGAGGUUCAGACUGGGGGCAAGAGUAGUGGAUAACUCAGAUGGAAAUAGAAUAAGGGAAGCAAAGACAGAAUCCUUCACUGUUAGGGAUCACCGAGGGGAAUUAUACAAGAAGCACCACCCACCUUCCCUGUCUGACGAAGUAUGGAGAUUGGAAAAGAUUGGCAAAGAUGGGGCUUUCCACAAGCGUUUGACUCGAGAAAAUAUCCUGACCGUCAAGGAUUUCUUGACCUCACUCAUAUUAGACCCUGCAAGGCUUCGACAAAUCCUUGGCACUGGUAUGUCUGCUAGGAUGUGGGAAGUUACCGUGGACCAUGCUUGGACAUGUAUACUUGAUAAGAGCACAUUCUUGUAUAGCCCACCUGGUUCUCAACAGAAAUCUGGUGUGGUCUUUAAUGUUGUGGGGCAAGUGAUGGGAUUACUUUCAGAAUGCCAGUAUGUUCCCAUUGAUAGGCUGUCUGAAACCCAAAAGGCUGAAGCUCAAAACCUGGUACUUACUGCAUAUAAACAUUGGGAUGAAGUUACAUCUUUUGAGGAUGAAGCCUCUCUCAUGGGUUCCCCGUCGCAAUUAACUAAUGCUUUUUGCACAUCAAGCUCUCCCAUGACUGGCAAUUCUAAUGAGAGCAAGACUUUGGCUUCUCAGAAGAUGGGCGGAUUUGACUAUCCACAACUGAAUGCCCCUUCCCCUGAUAUUAUACCAUCCAUUUAUCCUGUUGGGAGUGUGACUGGCUUGGAUGAUUAUGGCUUACACAGUAUAGAAAAUAUGGGUCUCAGAUAUGACCAGACAUUGAAUUAUCCGGGCCAAGUCAGCAACGCCCUGAUCUGUGACACAGAGUCCAUCACUCAUUCUUUCUGCGAUGAAGAUCAUCUGCGCUUCCUUGAUACGGAUCAUCAAGCUCAGAGUAUGAGUUUGGAAUCACAGGCUGAUCUACAAAGUGCAGUUGAUGGCUUCCUCUUAAGACGUUCUACCAUUUGUAAAGCUCAGACGAGAUGGACAAAGCUGUUCAGUGUGCUGAAAUUUUUCUAUAUAAGGAGAGUUGUGGCCAAAAGAACAACUCUUUCAAGAUGUGCCAAUGGGUUGUGAAAUCUGGUUAUUUCGAUAGCAAGUUUAUACUAGUGAGAGCUGCCCAAUUAAGUUUUGCGUGCAGUUGUAGAUGGCAACGAGUUGCAGAUUUCAUCAGAUGUGGAUUCAGCUUAUAGUUCAUAAAAUCUGGGUCUGUUGGCUGCAGAUAAAAACUAAGCGUUAGAUUGUAGGUGUGUAGAUGUGCAUACCGGUACUAGGCUUAGGGUUCUUGCUGUAAAUUUUCAGCUGCUUCGUUUGAAGCUCCAAUGUUCAUGUGAAAACUUAGAUGGUUGGUAGCAGCUGUCAAGUUGGAAUAUCAUUUUGUACAACUGCUUUUUGUUAAAUAAGGCCAGUAUUAUCUUUUAGG
Molecule: messenger RNA, 2384 nt
Organism: Mangifera indica (mango)
Lineage: Eukaryota; Viridiplantae; Streptophyta; Magnoliopsida; Sapindales; Anacardiaceae
Product: calmodulin-binding protein 60 A-like
Exons: 7
Coding region: 344-2038 (564 amino acids)
Biological process (GO): regulation of salicylic acid biosynthetic process
Cellular component (GO): nucleus
Molecular function (GO): DNA-binding transcription factor activity; sequence-specific DNA binding; calmodulin binding
Source: RefSeq, a predicted model, not a curated record